AUGCGAGAUAAUUCCGGUUCUACGUUUUCUAUGAGGAUCACCAGUGUCGUUCUCUCUGACAGCCACCCCAGCUCUGUUGCUAGUGUUAGUCCAUCUUGCAGUGGUGUAAAGCAUAUGAAGGCAGAGAAUACAGAAAUAUCAAUGCCUUAUGAUAAGAAAAUUGCAAAAUAUUAUACAAGUGAAUAUAUUCGGCCUCGAAAUCUGGCUCGAGGGAGAAUGGUGACGUCAGCAGUGCACGAGGAAGAGGACGAGGACGACCAAGGAAGGCGCUCAUGUUGCCCUAAACAUGUUACUCAAGUUAGCCCAAGUUACCCGGCAAGUGUUACACAAUUAAGGGAACUAAGUCACCCAGAACAAACUACGGAAAUGAGUAAAUUGCAACAUAGUGCCCGUGAAAGCAACCCAGGUAAUUCUGUCGAAGAGGGUAAGCUAAGUUACCCGGAUUAUGUUACCCAAGAAAGUAACCCUAGUUACUCCCAGCACUUUAUCCAAGGAAAUAAACCAAAUUAUCCUAGUUACUCUGAGCAUUUCAGUCAAGAAGACAGCUCCAACGACAGGGAAAUGUGUGACGAUUACAUGAAUCACCAUAACAAAAAAGCGUGUGAGAUCGUGUGCGUCCAGUGUUCCGCGUCGAAUCAAUCUGAAAGCUAUUCGGCUUCCCCGGAGCGCUUUUGUGAACGACGCUGUCCUUGUUUGUGCCACGAGAUCGAAGUCCCUUCCGAAAACGCCAUACUCUCCCCUGAAGGCGCCCAGAGCAGCCCCAGUGGCCACGAAGACAACCCUUCUGCCGUGAGACUCCCAGGGCCUUGGCCUUCGUCUCGCGCCUCUGCGUUUACGGAACACGAGCCGUCUUCGUCUUGCCCCGCCUCCCUGAACUGGGCACCCGAGCCUCCGGGAAACGCAGGGACGGGGAACAACCUCACCCUCAGGGAAUACUUGGUGGAGCUCGAACGGAUUCGACGGCCACAGGGCAAUGGCGGUGACGUGGAAAAGAGAAGUCACAGAAGGAACUGCAUUAUUCUCAUAGUGUUCAUUAUUUGCAUAAACGUUACCAUCGGUCUUAUUCGUGGGUUGAGUGGUCUGCCAGGCGUAACGGAUGAGUGACUCACCAGCGUUGUUUAUGAGUCAGUACACUCGCAAACACAGCGCUGAGCAAAUGAGAUGAAAUAACGAGAACGGGGAAAGAAACGAACGAGAGUAUUUAAAGGGAUGAGACCGAUAAUGUAACGAAAGCAAAAAUAUUAGAAAAUAAUCCAAGAAUGGAGUUCUAUACAUUUCUAUCGUUGAAGAAUUUGACAAAAAACAUAGCUUAUCAUAGACCCAUUAAUAUCUAGAUCUACAUAUUACCAAAUCCUUUUCCAAAGAGAUGUUUUCCGUAACGAAUAACCAGGUGUUGGGACCGCAUUGCACCGAACUCUGUAAACCUGUUGAGGAAAUUGCCAAAUACCACACGACUCGCGGCCGACUCGUGUGGACCCAAACUGCCCUUCGCUCAACACACGCUUGUUUGCCGAGACGCGCAGCUAGACUGAAAUGUUUGUACCUGUAAUAGUUCUUGUACGGUGUGAUUGACAGUAGUGUUUUUUUUUUAUUGUUUUUUGUUAAUAUUUUCGUUAAGGAUGAGCAGAAAUAUUGGAUGUAUAAUAUAUGAAGAAAGAGUUAUUUACGAGAACUUAAUAUAUGACCUUCACUUAUUCUGUCUCUCGUUUCCUGUCUUUAUUUCUCUCUCUUGGUCUCUGGCUCGUCAAUUCUAGCUGUUUGUCUGUCUGUACUUGCGCGUUUUUUUUAAAAAUAAACAUUUACACACACACACACACACACACACACACACACACACACACACACACACACACACACACACACACACACACACACACUCCCUGAAACUAGAUAGAACCAGAUAGAAUUUAUUUAUCAGAAAACCAGUGAAUGUAAAAAAGGCAGACAUAAAACGGACAAGAGAGAGAGAUAGAGAGAGA
Penaeus chinensis is the source of this 1979-nucleotide messenger RNA. RefSeq lists its product as uncharacterized. The record is from RefSeq and is a predicted model, not a curated record. Bases 1 to 1104 code for a protein of 367 amino acids. Lineage: Eukaryota; Metazoa; Arthropoda; Malacostraca; Decapoda; Penaeidae. The transcript is spliced from 2 exons.